CAAUUAUUUUUGUUCUUUUCAUUUGGUUGUGUUCUGUUGUACCGUGUAGCGCGCUUCUAUUAUUUUGACGAUCCCAUUCUAGCCAGUAGUAGGCUUAACAACAAAGACACUGUGGUGUUUAAUUCAAACCAGUUCAACAGCUCCACAAAUUACAUCCACCAAAAUGGUCGCAUAGUUGAGUUACCGCAUUUCUUACACCGCUCCAACAUAAACUGGAUAUUGUAACAGUCGUGAAAGGGGAUUUAGUGCGGGAGCAUUAUAUUAGGAUGCAUACAUUUUCACUAGCGUACCUCACAUUUUGUCAGAAGAGUGUAGUUGUGGUAGAAUACAGUAUGUAUGUGUAUGAGUGUAAACCUGUUUAUGUGGUACCUAAAUGUGGUAUAUAUGUGGUACCUAAAUGGACCUAAAUAUGUGACCUGCAACAUCAGAAGGGACAAAACCUUGGACUCACUUUCUGCCAAUGAAAAGGGAUAGUACAGUUUCUCUAGAGUCCGGCUGAAGAGGACUUUCGUGGAUCAAGGUAUCUGAUGCCUCUUGGCAUUAAAGAGUCCUCUAAAAAAUUUAGAGGAUGAGAGGGGUCAUCCAUACCGGUUUUUAGCUUCCCUCUCACCCUCUCCUGUCACUACCUCCACACUCUCCACUUUCAUCCCCACCUCUGAGACUGCCUUGUCUGUUUGCACCACAAGUCCAAGUUGCACCGCACAAACACCACACAGCUAAGGAGAUUAUAAUGGUCACUACAGACUAGAUGAAUACCCAAGGCAGCCUAGUGCACACAUAAAAAGGACCCAGACCUCCUCAGAAAGUGUUUGCUCUGUCUUGUCCUAUAGUGGGCCUCAGCGUUGUCUGACUAGUCCAUUCUGGAGCUGAACAUUUCCUCUUCCUCUCCCAUAUGGUGAAAAGGGGUGGGGUGUCAGCAAGAAUGAGGAGCAUUGUCAGAGUGAAGAGGCCGAACAAGCUGCUGAAGAAAGAAAUGCAAGCACUAACAAGCAAACCAGUUUUUCAACUGAGAAAACCUCCACCUAUGAACACAGAUGAUAAAGGUUGAGAGUGCAUAUGUCUGUGAAGAUUCUCAGUCACCAAAGUUGAGGCUUUAUUUAAAAAUGGUGAAACAUUCUCAAGAAAACUCUUGUUUUCAAGUGCAGUUGCCUUUUAUUUAUUUAAGGAUUGUAGACACCCGGUCAAAAGUUUCUUAGGCUGGUACAAGAGCAAUCACCUCCAUCUCCAUAUCAAAAAAAAUCAAACUGACUUUAAGCAUUGAUUAUAGAUUAUGAUCCAACUGGUCAGGUUCCUAAAUAUGGCAAAGACAGCCAAACUGAGCUCAAAGAAAAGCUCAAGCAUUGGUGCAAAGCUCAAAAACUUACACAAGAAACAGAAAGUACAAGUGGCCUAUUUUCACACAUAAUAGCUUCAUGCUUCAGAAGUCGUUACAGGGUCAGCAAGAGUGGGUACAGUGUGAGUGAGCAAGAAGGCAGUUACUAUUUAUUGGUUCAAAGGAUGAGACACUGAAGAAUGACCUAGCAAAACCACAUCCACCAACGGACGGCAGUCUGACAGGUCUUUAGAAGUGAAAGAACUCUUGCUGCAUUUCACAGUGACUACUGGUCAAACGAACGGGACUCAUUAUUCAGAAAUAAAGUAAAGUGAACAGAGUAAACAGUUAUCCUUAAUUUGGAAAUGUUUUUCAUCAGCUCAGUAGACAAUAGGAUGCACCAGGAGCAAGCACAAACUCUGUCAAAUCCAAGAAUUACAAACUGGCCUAAGUUCUCCUUUUUUUUUAUCAUGAAUAAGCAAGUGUCACACUAGCUCAAAUCAUCUAUGUCAACUUUUAACACACAAACGCACACAAACAGAGACAAAACAGUCUUAUCUGCUCACUUUGACGGCUUUAAGUUAGUAAAACCCAUCUAAAUCUAUUAGCUAACUAGCUGAAUACACUCUUGAACCAAUGAGAAAUGUAUUGUGUACUAAAAUAUGUUGAGUUGGGUUGUUUUUUCAACAGUGUGCUGGCUUUCAUGCAAAUUUUCCAGGUAGAAAACCUGUAUUCCCAUUCUUCCCAACAUCACAUAAGCGCACACCUAGCGCUAACUUAGUAGAUGCUAAAUAAAUAAUAAUAAUACGUUUUAUGAUUCUAAUUUGCUGAUUAACCAACUACAUGUGCACAUCGUGUUUGUUCAUUCUGUUUUAUUUCUUCAAUUUGGUUCAAUUUGGCUUUAAAUUAAAGGACCAUUCAAACGGUGCAGUGAGUCGCCUACAUUUCCCAGAAUCCCUCGUCAUUGUUUACUGGAGCCGAACCGUUGCUGCUGUCAUUGUCAACUCAGCACGACUGUCCGGCCGUGUUUUAAUAUUAAUAAUGCAGCCUUUUCAGUAUUUACUCCGUUUGUUCAAAACGAACUACAUGUUUGGCUGAAUCUACGCGGUUUACGGAGCAGAAAACGGGAACAUGAAAUGGAGAUCACCCGGGCCAGACCGUCCUUGUUUGGAGAAAUCGCUCAUGGCCUCGGAUUCUGGACAGACCGGUCAGCGGUGCAUGAGGCUGCCGCUCACGGCAGAGCUCUCCAGCUGAAGCAGCUGAUUGAGGAGGGCGCAGCAGUGAACAUUGUUGCUGUGAACUCCAUCACACCACUGCACGAGGCGUGCAUACACGGGCAAACCCAAUGCGUCAGACUGCUGCUGGACGCUGGUGCUCAGGUGGAUGCUCGUAACAUUGAUGGCAGCACUCCACUGUGCGACGCCUGUGCGGCCGGAAGCCUGGAAUGUGUCAAGUUAUUGUUGGAGUAUGGAGCAGCUGUUAAUCCUCCACUGUUUACCUUCUCCCCCCUCCACGAGGCAUGCAUGGGAGGUAAUUCAGACUGCGUGCAGCUCAUGAUCGAUCGAGGAGCUUUCAUGGAAGCACACGACUGCCACUAUGGGACCCCGCUGCAUGUCGCCUGUGCCAGGCAACACUACGACUGCGCCAAAGUCCUCCUCAGUGCAGGGGCAAACGUGAACGCUGCCAAGAUCCACGAGACGGCUCUCCAUCAUGCAGCCAAAGUAAAGAACACUGAUUUGAUCGACUUACUUGUGGAGUUUGGGGGUAAUGUGUACGCCAGGGACAACAUGAACAAAAAACCCAUCCAGUACACCAGUCUGGGCUCUCCCUCUUACCUCUGCCUCGAGUUCUAUGAGAAUACCCCCCUGAGUCUCCAGCAGAUCAGCAGAGUGGCUGUGAGACGGACUCUCGGCAGAAGAGCAUGUGAAGUCGUUUCCCAGCUCGACUUACCCACUCGCAUCAUAAGCUUUCUUUGCUACGUUCCACCUCCAGCCAUAGAGAUUUAGUCAAAGCAUGACAAACUUGGAAGCAGCCCGUAGAAGGUUCAGUGCAGCUGGUCCUGUUUUUCAUAUGACAGGAUAUGACAAGUCUUAACACUGCCACACAUUUCAUUAGCUUAAGUACUCAGGCUGUUUACUUCAUGCCGCGUUCAUGCCGAAAAUGACAAAAGUUACGAAACAGCCGAGCGAGGACUUGUUGUUUGUGACAUCGUCGGUUUAAAUUUUUAAUAGUGAAACAAAUGCAUUUCAUUGGCUGACACGUCAACGGAGCCGUUUUCAAGCGGGCUCGGCUUUGGUGUGCAGCACGCCCAUCGCGUAGCAACAAGUGCAGAGCAUAAGUUCUAUUUUUCAUAUCACCAGCUUCCAUUUCGAAAAAAAAAACAAAAAUGAAAUGUAGCUCAUUGCUUUGAUGUGGCUCACGAGAACUCGGCACAUGCGAAGUUAAAGUGGCUCCUUUAGUUUGUUUGCUUCAUUCAGAGAGUUUUGAUCGUUAGAGAAAGCUAAAGGCAGACCUGAGACGUGUAGCAUGAGUUUCCAACACAUUCGGCGGAAACAGUCCAUGAUUAUUAUUAUUAGUAUUAAGUCCAAUGUUCAUGCCUUUUUACAUGUGUUUUAGCACAACGACUACUGAGAAAAAUAUAUUCACCAGCCACUCGUUUAUUUUAACUUUGAUGCUUGGCAGGUUGCGCGUAGCUUUGAAAAGAAAAACGACUGCUCAUUUAAUAGAUCAAACAACGUGACUGUUAGAGGCCCUGCGCACCAAUGGUUAAACUGACACAAGAGAAGUCUUUAUUGUGACUGAUUCAGAUCCUCUUUCAGGACGGUGAGAGUGUGUGCAGACUGUUGGGCCCAGUUCCACCUUUCAUGUCAUUUUUAGAACAUUUAGGAGUCUGGUGAGCUCACGUACUUUCCGGCACAGCUUCAACUUGAGCUGAGGUCGAAUUACACACAAUAACUGAACACAUCUGCGUGGGUGUACACCACCUUAACAAUUUAUACUCUUGGAACCAUUUGAGCCAGUGUUACUAUGAGAACAUAGUGUAUCUGUUGCUUCCUGGAGCUUGAAAUAUCAGUACACGGGCUUGGCUUGCACACCAAUACUACGUACAAAAGCUUCACCGUAGGAACCGGCACUACUUUAUUGAACCUUGCAGAAACAUGUAGUGUGUUUACUAGGAUUAUAUCAAUGUAUGUAUUUGUAUAUAUAUUCUGUAACUAUUUAUUUUGAAUGUAAAUUUGUAAAUAAUCCAAAUGGUUCUACCUCUGUUACGUUUCUAUAAAUAAAUAGACCACUACAGACUAUUUUAAACAUGA
Molecule: messenger RNA, 4626 nt
Organism: Mugil cephalus (flathead mullet)
Lineage: Eukaryota; Metazoa; Chordata; Actinopteri; Mugiliformes; Mugilidae
Gene: asb13b
Product: ankyrin repeat and SOCS box containing 13b
Exons: 6
Coding region: 2449-3318 (289 amino acids)
Biological process (GO): protein ubiquitination; positive regulation of protein catabolic process; intracellular signal transduction
Molecular function (GO): protein binding
Source: RefSeq, a predicted model, not a curated record